AUGUCAGAAGAGGAGGAAGAUUAUUUUAAAAUAGAAUUACCAAGAUUAAAUAAAAGAUUAUAUAAAUUAGAAAUAUUACCAACAGAGUUAAUAAAUAGGUUGUCACUUCAGGAACUAAAUAACGAUGUAAUUCAUAAAUUUCAAUAUUUAAAUAAAAAAAGAAUAAGGAGGAUUCAUAAAUUUUUGUUACUUUUUUUUUUCCUAUCAGUUUUAAAUGUUUUAUUUGGUGUAAUGAUAAAAAAUUUAAAAGCUUGGAUAAUUUUAUUAAGUAUAAUUAGUUUUUUUCAAAUACUUUCAAUACCAAGUAUAUUCUUUAUAAAUAAAGAUCAUUUUAAAAAUACUUGUGAUGUAAUACAAUACCUAAACGAAACCUAUGAAAAUCGUUCAAUUAAAUUUCAAUAUAUAAAAAAAUAUGGAAUGAAGCAUUAUAAAAAUGGAAAAUAUUAUAUAUAUAUUUAUAAAAGCUAUAAUACUCCUUAUUCAAUAAUACCAGUUCAUAUGCAAAAUAACAAUAUAAACGCUAAAAAUAUAUCAAUAAACAAUGAAAACACACCAUUGUUAUAA
Dictyostelium purpureum is the source of this 564-nucleotide messenger RNA. RefSeq lists its product as uncharacterized. The coding region runs from base 1 to 564 and encodes 187 amino acids. NCBI's taxonomy places the organism in Eukaryota, Evosea, Eumycetozoa, Dictyosteliales, Dictyosteliaceae. The record is from RefSeq and is a predicted model, not a curated record. The transcript is spliced from 2 exons.